Molecule: messenger RNA, 300 nt
Organism: Diaporthe citri
Lineage: Eukaryota; Fungi; Ascomycota; Sordariomycetes; Diaporthales; Diaporthaceae
Exons: 3
Coding region: 1-300 (99 amino acids)
Source: RefSeq, a predicted model, not a curated record
AUGACGCAACCAGCCACUGCCAUGGAAACGGGCUGCCUCAACAACCUCUGCUACUUUUACAACCCUACCUCCACAUACUUCAAUGGCACCUGCGACACUCUGAAGACAUCAAGACACCAUCAUCCAGAUCAUCAACCAGACACCCGGCGACAUCUCCACCGGAACAAAACAAAAAUGCCCUUCUUCUACUCAAAAGGCUUCGGCGGGAAGCACUUCGGCACGAACGUCACCGCAGACAGGCACGGCGUGCGCCGCGGGCCCUGGCGCUUCUCCCUCGGCCGCUUCAACUGCUUCAAGUAG